Molecule: messenger RNA, 1539 nt
Organism: Plasmopara halstedii
Lineage: Eukaryota; Oomycota; Peronosporomycetes; Peronosporales; Peronosporaceae
Product: folate-biopterin transporter family
Exons: 3
Coding region: 1-1539 (512 amino acids)
Source: RefSeq, a predicted model, not a curated record
AUGACUCGGACACCCAAUGGCCAGAAUCGACUUGACCUCCAGUGUUUAUCUGUCAUUAGUGCCUCGAAAGAAAGUGUCACGAAAGAUCACGACGAUGGUUUUACAGGAGCCAAGACACCCGGUGAGAUUUCACAAGUACUCGAAGACGGAGCCAUCCGUCCUGGUGGGAUGCCAAAUUUAAUGAGUCGUGAUCAUAUUGGGCUCGUCUUUCAGUAUGCGGCCGUAGGUGUCGUCUACGGUAUGCUUCCUGGUACAGUGUAUCCCCUUAUGCAACAGUAUCUCAACUGUAGUGGUGCUCAGGUCUCUGCCGCCAAAGAACUCGUUAUCUUGCCAUGGAGUUUUAAGGUCUUUUACGGUAUUACGUCUGACUGUUUCCCAAUCUUCGGGUACCGUCGUCGUCCAUACAUGCUUCUUGGCUGGUCAAUUUGUAUUGGAAUGUUGUUAAUGAUGGCGUUUAUGCCAAUUGGCCCACCGUAUUACUCUGUUGCUUCCGAUCGUGAUGUCAACGUGGCCGACUACACACCAGAGAUUAAAGACCGUAUCAAUUACAGUGCCCCUAGUGAAGGUGCCAACAUUGUGUGUGAACUCGCCCAGCAAGAGCCUCUGGCCAAGCGAGGCAAAACUCAAUCAGCUAUUUAUGCAGUGCGUACGACUUUCGUGAUACUUGCUCCAGCUGUCCCAUUUACGUGGUUUUUUAUUAGAGAAGAGAAGGCCGAGCGUCUUGACUUUGGUUUAUAUAUCAGUGAUUUUUGGAAUUUAUUAUGCAAACGUGUAGUGUACCAAGUGAUUGCUCACCAUUUCUUUGCUGGAAUUUUUUCCAGUAUCUCGUAUACGGCAAGCUCCCCAAUACAAUCGUACCUGGUGGGUGUUACCCCAAUUAACAACACACUGAACGAAGUCUUAGGUCACUUAUGCUUCAUGACUGGUAUUAUGGUCACAUCAAAGUACGGACUUCAUUGGAACUGGCGUGCAAUGAUAGUUGUAACGGGAGCAAUUGUUAUUGCUGUGGACUGUUCGGUUGCGCUCAUUACCAUUUGGGAUAUCUUUCGUAACCAGUGGUUCUGGCUCGGCCCUCCUAUUGCUGUACAGAUCCCAAGUGGCGUUGCUUGGAUUAUUGCUCUCUUCGUUACGGUCGAAAUUGCUGGCACUGGUCAUGAAGGAGCCAUUUACGGUCUCAUGACAACUGUCGGAAAUUUGGCUGCACCAUUUGCUUCGACACUGACUCUAAUCAUCAAUGCACCGUUUGACAUCACCAAUGCUCGUGUGCAGAAUGAUGAUCGUUCGAUUCGUGAAGAUAUCACAUUUACAGUCAUUAUCUCGUAUGUUAUGACGAUCCUUUCGUGGGGAUUCUUAGUUUUACUACCACCUCAGAAAAAAGCGACUCAAGAACUUGCUCGCACAGGGGGUUCUAGCAAACUCUUGGGUGGUCUUACGGUCGCAUACCUGUCGUUUGCUCUGAUUUGGUCCUUAAUGGCCAACACCCUCGCUAUCUUUGAAAGUACUUCAUGCUUAUUGAUUGCUGGUGGUAGGGGCUGCUGA